UAAUCAUUAUAACGCACUAUUCGUGCGGCAGUAGAUCAACUUUUAAUCUUCAUAGUAAAACAUUAAAAGAUUGUCAAAAUGAAUCUCAGAUUUCUUUUUCUUAUUUUUCUGGGAUUUCUUUCAACCGGUAUAAGUCAAAACUUAAAUAAAAAUACAACAUUGGAAGAGGUCUAUCAAUGGAAAUAUGUCGACUAUGAAUAUGAUAGUCAAGAGAGAAAAGAUGAAAUUCUUAAAAACGGCAACUAUAGUAAAUCAAAAAUAUUGAUUACAAAUUUUUAUUUAGUUCCAGAUGGACGUACUUUUGUGACUCUCAAUAAAAAUGAUAAAUCUCCUGUGACACUAGCAACGGUGUCAAAAAAUCAAUCCUCAAGUGGACCUUUAUUAACACCAUAUCCAAAUUGGCAAUGGCACGUGAGAAAAGAUUGUUUCGGAAUAUAUAGAGCAACUAGUAUUCAAACAGAUACAUGCAACAGUAAUAGAUUAUGGAUUCUGGACAACGGUACUGAUGAUAAUAAAACACAAGUGUGUCAGCCUCAAUUAUUAAUUUUUGAUCUGAAAAAAAAUCGACUAAUCGCAAGAUAUUCCAUUCCACGGAAAUUUGCACAGGGAAGUGAUGGAAAGGGAAGAUUAUUGCGUGCAAUUGUUGAAACCAGUGGCUGGUGGUGUGGAACAACAAAAAUUUACAUGAGUUACUAUGAAACAAGUGCAAUACUUGUUUGGAAUGGUCGUAAAUUUUGGCGGAUAAGUGGUCCAAAUCCAAAAGAUCUAGUUGGACCUUUAGCAGUAGCAAACAAAUAUAUUCCAGCACCUGGUGGUAUUUUUGGUUUUGCUUUAUCACCAAAAAUUGACAAUAAUCCUCAAUUCAUCGCAAUGUCAUCUUUAGGAAGUUUUCACGUAUUCACUGCAAAAAUUGAUGAUAUUCUUGCUUCUGAACCGAAAGUUGGCUUUUUCAAAUGGUUAUUUAGUCCAAUUAGAAAUUUAUUUAAAAGAGGAAAAUCACAGGAAAAUGACACAACUAUUGAAAUUACACGUCAUGAAUAUAGAAUGCCAAAUCCAUCAGCUGCUUUUGCAUUCGACUCAAGGGGAAUAUUGUAUGUGGGCGUUAAUGCGUACAUUAGUUUGGCUUGUGCUAACACUGCGAAAAGCACUGCGAAUAAGACAGAUGUUCCAUAUUUUACUGUCAUUGAUUCAGAUCCGAAGAAGUUACAAUUUGUAUCUGGGGCUUAUACAUUUAAUUCAUCAGUUACAAAAGGAAAAGAAGAAGAACUGUGGAUUCUUACAAAUCGAUAUUUAGAUUUUGUGUACGACGCUUUGAAUUUGACAGACAUCAAUUAUAGAAUUAUGAAACAAAGUGUAAAAAAACUUACAGAUGGCACUAAAUGUGCUUAAAUUCAAAAUUAAUAAUGUAAUAUUUUUGGAAAAAAAAUCAUUGACAAAACUAAAGUUCAAAAAUAUUGUUUUCAUUGACAAAAUAAAAACAAAAAAGAAAAGA
Messenger RNA from Leptopilina boulardi, 1492 nucleotides. RefSeq names its product major royal jelly protein 2-like. The transcript has 6 exons. Gene Ontology annotation, cellular component: extracellular region. The coding region runs from base 79 to 1389 and encodes 436 amino acids. The record is from RefSeq and is a predicted model, not a curated record. NCBI's taxonomy places the organism in Eukaryota, Metazoa, Arthropoda, Insecta, Hymenoptera, Figitidae.